This is a messenger RNA of Beta vulgaris subsp. vulgaris (sugar beet), 1455 nucleotides long. RefSeq lists its product as hypothetical. The record is from RefSeq and is a predicted model, not a curated record. Lineage: Eukaryota; Viridiplantae; Streptophyta; Magnoliopsida; Caryophyllales; Amaranthaceae. The transcript has a single exon. Bases 164 to 766 code for a protein of 200 amino acids.
GGAACUGUGUCUUCCUCACGCACUCACACUCCCAUUCACCGCAAUAGCACAACACCACUCCUCCUUCUUCCUCACACUCUCUCUCUCUCUUUCCACCUGAUAUUUUAAUCUCAAUUCAAACCUUCUUAUUUUCAAAUUAAAAUCCAGAAACUCUAAAAACAAUAUGGAGAUAAAAUCAUCUCGUUACCUCACCACUUCAUUCAAUCCACCUACUCCUAAACAAGAAGAAGAAGAAUUAGAAUUCGACGAAAGCGACGUCGUUUGGUCUUCACCUGAAAAAACAACCACCGCAAUCACCGCCGGAAUUCCCGUUAUUUCUGUUACAUCCACCUCCGCAGCCGGACUUUCCGCCGCCUUACUCUCCACCGGAGAACCUCAAAGUCCGACUUCAAUCCAGCGUAAAACGACGUCGUCUCCUGUUUCGAUGAUUUCGUCGUCGUUGAAGCGUGGUGAUGGGCCUGGGUUAACGGGCUAUUAUUAUGGGAGGAAGGUCCAUCAGUCAGCUCCUGUGAAUGUUCCUGUUUGGCCCACUGGGCUUGGUAGAAGUAGACGGGCUUUUGGGCUGGCCCAGUUUGAUGAAGUGGAUGAUUUUAUAGAAGACUAUGAUGAUGAUGAUGGGGAGAUGGUUCCGCCACAUGAGAUUGUAGCUCAGUCGUGUAAGACGACGUCGUUUUCUGUAGUUGAAGGUGCUGGAAGAACGCUUAAGGGUAGGGAUUUGACUACUGUCAGAAAUGCUGUUUUUCAUAAAACUGGCUUUCUUAAAUGAGUUAAGGUAGUGUUUGGAAAUUUGUAUUUCAUUUCAAAUAAUGGAAUUGAAAUCUGGAAUUUAAAGCUUGUAUUUCAAUUCCUAAUCACUAUUUUAAGGGAGUUUGAAUUUUGAUAGAGGAGAGAGAAAUAGAGAUUUAAUGGAGGAGAGAGAAAAAGUGUGGGUUUACUAAAGGAGAGAGAAAUAAAUAUUAGAAAGUGUGGGUUUAUCCAUGGAGUUGGGAUAUGUAUAAGGAGAGAAUUUCAAAUGACAAGGUAAUAGCUUGAAUUUUAAAUUCUACUAAUAUAGGCUUUUGAUAAGAAUUUGGACAAAUUCCAUAAUUUCAAAUUCCAUGCCAUCCAAACAAUAGAUUUCAUCCAAAUCCAGGAUUUGAAAUGAAAUCUUGCUAUCUAAACAUAGCAUAAUUGAAUUUGUAUUUGCUGGUUAAAUUAUUCAUAUUUUUAGCUAGAAUUAGUACUAUUUUCUUUGUAACAAAAUAGAUUUUACACGUAGGAAAUUGCACUAUACCUAUUAUAUUUGACCAUCUAUUUUUUUAGUUUUAGACAAAAUCAACCACCACUAUAUGAUAUAUUGUUGGAGACAAAAUCAACUGUUACUAUAUGAUAGAAGGUUACGAGAAUUGGUCUUGAUGUAUAAAUCAUAAUAUUAACUUAUUAUAAUUUUUAUUAAUAUACAGUUAAAGUUAUUAA